GCAUCUUUUACACGCAGUCUGACGAAAAUGGCGCCCAAGGAACUCAACUUCAUCACUGGCAACAAAAACAAGCUGGCCGAGGUCAAGGCCAUCUUGGGUGACACGAUUGUGCUGAAAAACCAGUCGCUGGAUCUGCCCGAAGUGCAAGGCACGGUGGAAGAAGUGACGAUUGAAAAAUGCAAGAAGGCUGCUGAGCUCGUUGGCGGCCCGGUGCUGGUGGAAGACACUUGCCUCUGUUUCAAGGCGAUGAACGAUUUGCCGGGACCGUAUAUUAAAUGGUUCAUGGAAGCCCUUGGAGCCGAGCAGCUGCACAAGAUGCUGGCCGGAUUCGAGGACAAGUCCGCCCAAGCCGUCUGCACCUUCGGCUACUCUGAGGGCCCCGGCCACGAGCCCAUCCUUUUCCAGGGAAGGACAGACGGCAAGAUCGUGCCGUCCCGAGGCCCAACGGUGUUCGGCUGGGAUUCGACCUUUGAGUACGAAGGCCAGACGUACGCGGAGAUGGAGAAGUCGGAGAAGAACAAGAUCUCCCACCGUGGCAAGGCGCUGGCGAAGCUGACGGAGUGGCUGAAGAACCACGCCGACUGAACGUCCCACGCUUGACCACCAGCAUCGAGCAAUAUAGACCACUUCAAGUUUUGUCC
Messenger RNA from Aplosporella prunicola CBS 121167, 641 nucleotides. RefSeq lists its product as uncharacterized. Lineage: Eukaryota; Fungi; Ascomycota; Dothideomycetes; Botryosphaeriales; Aplosporellaceae. Gene Ontology annotation, molecular function: nucleoside triphosphate diphosphatase activity. The transcript is spliced from 5 exons. Gene Ontology annotation, biological process: nucleoside triphosphate catabolic process. Gene Ontology annotation, cellular component: cytoplasm. The coding region runs from base 28 to 585 and encodes 185 amino acids. The record is from RefSeq and is a predicted model, not a curated record.